UAGGUUGUCGGAUGCAGCCAGCUACGCUAACUAAAAGUUAACCGCCACAUUGGUUAGUGUGCCAUUUACCGAGGUCGAGGACAGAGACGAUACAUCUGAAAUCAUGAAGGGGGGAAGCGAGUCGUAUUACCGCGUGUGUGUUAUAUAAAUAAAUAGCAAGUGAAAAGGGAAAAUGUCAACAACGCGGCCCCUCCCAGGCAUGAAGCGAAUCACCGAGCUAACCUACGCAGUGCUGCCGGGGAACAGCCGCGCUCCUGCCGCUAGUAAACUCUUGCCAGAGGCGUGGACCGUCGAUGAAUUUACAGUGCACGAAGGCAAAGAACCUGAGUUAAAAUGCGCAAAGUCUCGAGUCGAACAAGUUUUUCAGGUAGCAUUUACAAUUAUUGGCCUGUUGGAUCACACUGUUGGAGCCCACGGAAGUAAAGCGUCCAGGCAAAUCUGGCUUCAGCUGAAGGGGAAAAAAGAGGAUGUAUCGAAAGCAAAGGAGUACGUUAAGGGCCUUUGUGACCCAGAGCUGCAGAAAGAAGAGAGAUAUCCAGUGGACAUGCAUUGCAUCUUCGCUGGUGCUCGUGGCCUCUUUCUGGACCAUCUGCUGCGAGACACAAGUGCUGAGGUGCAGGUGCUAGAGCCGGGCCGUCUGAGGCUGCUGGGUUGUGCCGAAGCCGUGGUAAUGGCACAGAGCCGCGUUCAGCAGUUUGUUGCCCUCUUCCAAGAGAAACGUAGCUUGCCAGCUGACCGGGAGCCCUCGGUCAAGCGAACCUUUAAGAACUUUGUGGAGGAGCGGGCAGACAAAUAUACCAUGGAACUGUUGCUUUUGCCUAGUGCCUUAAAGGAGGAGCUUCUGGGGCUGGCGCAGAGCCCCACACAGCUUAUUAUAGACGUGGAGCAGGACCGCUCUCAGACCAGCACUCCCGUCACUGAGCUCUCCAACCGAAUCCUGGUUGCAACCUUUGAGGAAAAGUCAUCCACAAAGGACAAGGCUUCCUUUGAGGACAAGUCGUCCAGCCCUGUGCCUGUUCCUGACGUGCUGGUCCUGAACGGGCGGCCAACUCAGAAGCGGCGCUCAUCCGAGAGUGAGCAAAGGGACACCAAAAGGCAGUUCUCACUGGAGAGAAGGGACGAGGACCAGGACAGAGAGAAAGCCCGUGAUGACAGCCAGACACGGACAAGGCCACCUGGCAGGAUGGCCACGCUGGUGUUGGACACUGGUGAUACAUCUGAUGAGGGCGAAGCCGUGAGCCCUGAGACCAACCUCAGGUGUCUGGUGAACUUCUUCAGAACCAUGGGCUACCAACAGGAUGUGGUAGAACGGGUAGUGCGUGAAACAGGCCAAACAGAAGACACCUUCUUGCUGCUGGAGCGCAUAGUGGAGGAGAGCCAAAAGAGCCAAGAGACCUCGCCUGUAGCUAAUCCGUGUCCCUCCACCAACUCCACUUGCGCUCGGCUCAAGGAGAAGGAACGGGUGCAGGGUCGAGCUCUCACAGAGAUCAAGCUAAAAGAGAAUAUCAAGGUGCCCAGCAGUAAUGGCUGGAACCAGAAGAGCCAAACAAUCGGUGCAGCAUCACUGGACAAUGACGACGAUGUCAUAGAGAUUGGUAGAAAAUGCAGGACAGUUGGGCCUCUGGAUCUUAAAUCAGACUCCAGGUUUGAUUACCUGUCACGGGGUGGCUCGCAGACUGUGGGGCCCAUGCGGAUGGAGACCGUGACGGCACUGCGCAGUUCUGCUUUGGAAACACGGCCAAGCUGCUCCUACCAGACCUGUCCACGAGUGCCUCUGCCACACACUGAGCCACCAGCACCGCCAAAGGCCAUUCCUCUUACGGGGAUGUCACGCUUUCAUCAGUCACUUCGCACCCCCUAUCGGUUGGUCCUGCAGGACGUACCCGGGCACCCAAACCUCCGGCACAUCAUCAUAGAUGGCAGCAACGUGGCCAUGGCACAUGGACUCCAUCGAAUCUUCUCUUGUCGUGGGAUUGCCAUUGCUGUGGAAGCCUUCUGGCGAAGGGGACAUCGAGAGAUCACCGUCUUUGUGCCCCAGUGGAGGCAGAAAAAAGACCCUAACAUCACUGAGCAACACUUCCUUAAUCAGCUGGAGGACUUGCGAUUGCUGUCCUUCACCCCCUCUAGAGAGGUCUGUGGUCAAAGGAUAACUUCACAUGAUGACAGGUUCUUGCUUCAUUUGGCAGAGAAAACAGGAGGCAUCAUCGUCACUAAUGACAACCUGAGAGACUUUGUUACACAGUCUGAGGCUUGGAGGAAGAUCAUACAAGAGAGUCUCUUGCAGUUCACCUUUGUGGAGGAUCAUUUCAUGAUCCCAGAUGAUCCUUUAGGAAAACAUGGGCCUCUCUUGGAGCAGUUCCUGCGCAAAGACAGCUGCCCCAGAUCCACUGCAAGUCCUCUAAUGCCUCCACUGAGGACGGAUCUGCAGGCCACGCCAUCAGUUUAUGCCCAGACACAUGCCCCGUUGCCCACUCAGUCCAGAUCAGCGUCACACUGGCCCCAUUCCGGCCCGCCUGACUGGCAUCCACCUCGGCCGUCCCCUUCUCCACCUCCACAGCGCUCACCCACAGAAACUACAGAACUGAAGAAGCAGCUGUAUGACAUUUUCCCUGACCAAAAGCAGCGCAUCGACCGCAUCCUCAAUGACAACCCUUACAUGAGGGACCUGAAUGCUCUGUCAGGCCUCCUGUUGGGCUGAACACAUGACUGCUGAGCCCACUUGCACAAACGCACAAAGCAGUGUUUCAUGUCAUUGUGACUACAGAACAAUAGCGAACAUGACUUUAACUUUUUUUAUAUAAAGAUUUUGUGAUCUAAAGACUGCUGCAAGUGGGUUGUUUGUUGUAGGGAAUCUUGUUCUCUUUACUACUUUGCUUUCAAGAUUACAGAAUCCCUCCCAUGUAGCUACAAGCACAAUUAAUACACUUCAGUUUGGAUUUGCGUUAAACAAAGGUUGAAAGAUGUAAAGUCUAAGUGGAAUAUAUUUGAUGUACAUAUUUAUUACAAGUAUUCCUCUCAUAAUUUAUCAAUGAAAAAAAUCUUUGUUCUAAAAGGUGUUUUAGUCACACAGUUGUGUUUAAACUGGCUUUGCAGCAAUGGCUGCUGAAGAACAGAUGCUUAUUUUUGCUGUCAGUUUCGUUAACAAUGAUUUUGGGCAUUGGCCCAUUUGAGUCAAACUGAUGAUGCAAUAAAGUGCCCAAGUUUCCAGUUAGUCAUUUGGUUAUUGGGGUUUUAAAAAAAAGUCCUAAUUUUUUAUGCAAUUAUGGCAACGGAUUUCAUUUUAUUACUAUGAAUGUAAUAAAUGUACAUUUUUGAAGCAUGAAUUUGAAUAUUUUGGAGGAAGAUUUUAAAUUCUCUUAAAUUACAAUUGCUUCCUCUACCUAUAUUACAAUAUUCAACCUAUUCUAAUUAAGUACCAGACCUAAAUGACUGUCUUUUACAGAGUCUGUAUGAAUUCGUUGCAAAAUUCACAUUACUGAACCUCUGGCAGUGCCUUGCCAUUUCUUGAUUGUGUAACGCACCAAUUCUACAGGUGGUCGAUUAAAACAUGAAACUAUGUGGCUGACCAGUGAACGACUGUAUGAAUCUAAAGAAGUUUAGACCAGCUUUUCUACACUCUCUGAGAGCAAAUUCCUGUACAGAUUUAGAAGAAAAGGAAAAAAAUCAACUUUUAGACAUUUACAUAAAUUGGAACAGCAAUGGAUAUGUUGCACAACAUCAGUGACUUUGCUUCCAUUCUGUGUUGAUUAUGUGCGACUGAGUUAUAAUCUGUGAAUUUGUUUAUGAUCUUGGGACUUCUGAGAUUCAUCUGAAAUCACAAAGGAGAAGACCUGUGAAAAAAAACAGCCCAUUAUCCAGGUGAACUGUGGGUAUCUCACAGUGCAGCUGUUCAAACUGCUGUUUUCUUCAGUGGAAGGCAGUGUUAAUAAACGCUGUUCAUGUGUUCGUCACAUAAAAAAUGAAUUUGUGUGGUCUUUUUCCCUUUUGCUUUUGUCCAUGAAGAAAGGCAUGCCCGUGGAGAGAAGUGAUCAUUAAUCCCUGACCUGGGAGCACUGUGCACUCUAUGCCUUUGCUCAGAAUCUCAUUGUUUGAUGAGUUGAAUCAGUUGUCUCAGAAAAACGGGUUCAAUUUUAAUCUAUGAAAUCAUGUUAAUGGAUAUUUCUGCUUAUAAUCAGAAGAUGCGUUUCUCAUCAGUAGGGGGCGAUAUUGCUGUUUUCUGAUGGCUGGUCUCAGCUGACCUUGGCUUAGAAGUGAAUGACUUGCAUAACUCCUUCUUAGAACAGCAUGUUCAGUACUAUAAGGUUCAGAACUAUUGAGCAGACACUCUUAUGUAGAGCAAAGUUCUUUGUAGUCCUCAUCCAAAAAAAUUCUCAUGCUAGAACAAAUAGAUGAGGGUAGAAGAAUACUAUUAAAUUAGCACCCUGUCAGAAAGGAGUCAAUCCUAGAGACUUGGAAGGGAGCAUGGUGUAUAGCCGCAUGUAAUACAUGUCUUCAUCUAGGUGGGUCCUGGUCCAUUUUUUGGUUUCGGACGCAAGCAUUACUGUCAGGGUUGCCAGGUCCAAGAAAAAUGUCCAUCCCAAUGACAACUCAAAACCAGCCCAAAAGGAAUGAAAAGUAGCCCAAUUUUUUUCCCAUCCAAUCCAAGACAACUGCUGGAUUCCUAUAAAAAGCAUUUUAAAGAAAUGUUUAUCAUUGCUAGUAGGCCCUAAUUAAAUGUAGUAAUUAAUUAUGUAAUAAUUUGUUCAAUUUGUCCAUAUAUGUUUCAGAAAAUCAUUGCUAGUAGGCCCUAAUUAAAUGUAGUAAUUAAUUAUGUAAUGAUUUGUUCAAUUUGUCCAUAUAUGUUUCACAAAAUCGGAUUUUGAAUUCAGUAUAGACAAUUUGCUGUCAUCCAGGAAUUUGAACAAAGCAUUUGCUAUGGUCAGUGAAUCCCCAGCUAUCACAUGUAUCACUCCUGCAAAAGGUGCUAGUGAUUUUUUAGAGCUUCUUGCUGUAAUAUCUGAUGUCUACUCAGAGUUGUUUUCUGGUCGUGACAGCAGUCAUCAACAAUAAGAGAGCAUGGUCCACUUCCUAUAUCCGCCAGAAGGUGGUGGUCUGCUGGUCCUAUCAGCGAAUUAAUUAGAGCUGUGCAUUUCGUUCUGUAUAAACUGACACCUUGAUCA
This is a messenger RNA of Ictalurus furcatus (blue catfish), 5159 nucleotides long. RefSeq names its product nedd4 binding protein 1 (gene n4bp1). Gene Ontology annotation, molecular function: RNA binding. Gene Ontology annotation, biological process: negative regulation of protein ubiquitination; negative regulation of proteasomal ubiquitin-dependent protein catabolic process. Lineage: Eukaryota; Metazoa; Chordata; Actinopteri; Siluriformes; Ictaluridae. The transcript is spliced from 7 exons. Bases 173 to 2698 code for a protein of 841 amino acids. Gene Ontology annotation, cellular component: PML body; nucleus. The record is from RefSeq and is a predicted model, not a curated record.